This is a messenger RNA of Olea europaea var. sylvestris, 1825 nucleotides long. RefSeq names its product protein TWIN LOV 1-like. The transcript is spliced from 8 exons. Bases 464 to 1657 code for a protein of 397 amino acids. The record is from RefSeq and is a predicted model, not a curated record. Gene Ontology annotation, cellular component: nucleus. NCBI's taxonomy places the organism in Eukaryota, Viridiplantae, Streptophyta, Magnoliopsida, Lamiales, Oleaceae.
ACAAAUACCUCAUGCUUUAAUAGCCACAUUCUUGCUGUUAUUGAAUAGUACAGAAUACAAACUCAAAAGUAUGGUGUAUAUUUUGUGAUUCUACAUUUCUACUCAAUAUCUCUGCACCUGUCUCUCUUCCUCGAUUGAGAACUUCAAGAUUUUUCCUUUUUCCUAAUAUUUAUGCUCCAAAACCGAUUCAUGGGCAUCUCUAUUAUACUCUUAUUGCUCAUUCAAAACGAAGCUAAAUUCAGUUCAGAUAUUUUUCUUGUACAGUUAUCAUGUUGGCUCCAUGAUGAUCUUCUUUCAACACAUGUAGAAUUUUGAACGGUACCUUUGGGUUGUGUUUUCACUUGUUGAAGCUGCUGAAGUCUUCAAUUGGUUGAAGAUUGAGGAGCUGGAAGUGACACAUGGGCUUGGGUUUAAUUUUUGGUGACAAGGAAUCGAUCUUUAAGGGAAAAUUAGUAAAUUUGAUAUGGAAUCACAAUUGGGAAUGAUUGAACAAUCAUUUAACUUAAGAUAUUCAGGAUGGGUUAGGGAAGCUCUAAAUGAAUUGUCUGAUAAUUUCACCAUAACUGAUCCUUCCAUUUCUGGGCAUCCGAUUGUGUUUGCUUCGAAUGGAUUCUUCAAAACAGUUGGUUACACUGAGGAUGAGGUGAUUGGGAGAAAUGGGAGGAUGUUUCAGGGGCCUGAGACUGAUAGACGGUCAGUUAUGGAGAUUCGCGAGGCAAUUCGAGAGGAAAGGGCUAUACAGAUCAGCCUGUUGAAUUACAAGAAAGAUGGGACGCCAUUUUGGAUACUGUUUAAUAUGUGUCCGGUUUUCAAUAAGGAGGAUGGUAGGGUGAUUCACUUUGUGGGAGUUCAAGUGCCUAUUUCCAGGAGGCCAAGGCGUUCAGGAUGCACUGUCGUGAGGGAUGCUGUGAAUUCUUCUGAAAAUGGAGCACUGUUUUGUCAGGGCAUGUUCAGAUGUUGUAGGAGGGAGCUCUGCUCGGAUACAGUCAUGGAACUGGGACCUGCAUCGGCUCUGAAUUCAGUAUCAAUUCCUGAUGAUGAAGUAGAGAUGAAUGUACCUUGUGAGGCAAGUGAGCUAGAGAAGCGAAAAGCCAAUGUUGCUGUUAGUAAUGUUUUGUCCGUCCUAACCCACUAUAGUGAGUUGACUGGCAAAUUGGUGUGUGGCAAGCGCAGCUGCUUAGCUGGGAUGGGACUACUUGGUUCAUCCUUAAAUAUACCUCUUGGUAGUAUCAAACAAAGCUUUGUAUUAUCCGAUCCGCACCUACCUGACAUGCCAAUAGUGUAUGCAAGUGACUCAUUCGUGGAAUUAACCGGCUAUGCUAGACAUGAAGCAUUGGGGCGUAAUUGUAGAUUUUUAAGUGGCAAGGACACAGAUCCUGCAACGCAAUUUCAGAUAAAGGAAUGCAUUCAAACAGAGCAACCAUGUACAGUACGUAUCCUAAAUUACAGAAAAGAUAAGACUCCGUUUUGGAAUUUACUUCACAUUUCUCCUGCGCGGAAUGCUUUGGGGAAGGUGGCAUACUUUGUCGGGGUUCAAAUAGACAGCUGUAAGAUUCAAGAGGAACACAGGUUGAGGUCACAGAGGAGGCAACUUAGUGUCGUGGGUGCAAUCAAGGUUGCUGUGAGAAGUUUGUCAAUGGGCGCCAGCACUUCCUAGAUUGUGUAUAAUUUUCUUUUAGCCGUUUUAUCAUUUAUACUCUGCCCUUUGAAUUGUAUUUCAUUGUAGUUGAUUGAAAGCCAUGAUUUACUUAUAAGUUUCCACGGACCUAUGUAGCGAAUUUGUUGCAAAUAAGACAUUCAAUUAAAAUAAAGAUCUUUUUAAUCA